Messenger RNA from Dreissena polymorpha, 5670 nucleotides. RefSeq names its product ras-specific guanine nucleotide-releasing factor RalGPS1-like. The coding region runs from base 24 to 2465 and encodes 813 amino acids. The record is from RefSeq and is a predicted model, not a curated record. Lineage: Eukaryota; Metazoa; Mollusca; Bivalvia; Myida; Dreissenidae. Gene Ontology annotation, cellular component: plasma membrane. The transcript has 24 exons. Gene Ontology annotation, biological process: Ras protein signal transduction; positive regulation of GTPase activity. Gene Ontology annotation, molecular function: guanyl-nucleotide exchange factor activity.
UUGGCAAGAACAAUCCAGGAAAGAUGUUUAAAUCCCUCUUGUCACCAUUUUGGGUGGAAAAAUCCGCACAGGAAGCUGCUAAUUCGCAGAGUCUAAAGCGCCAGCACUCAUUCUGUGAGAAUGCAACCCGCAAGAAACAGGAUCGGUUGAUACGACGACUGUCUGGGACCCUCUACAACACCAGGUUAGAGGGUAACAGAAUGAAUAUUCCCCAUCGUAUCUUGUCGGCGGAUGGCACAACCAAGUCUCUCACUGAGUCUGACUAUAGCGGGGAGUAUGGGGCAUCAAUAUCUUCUGUGGAUGGUCUGACCAUGAGUCGAGACAGCCAAGAGUCCCUGGACAAACAUGGCAGCUUGCCACGCAUGAAGAGUUUCGAUGCAGCCGUGUUUGAAAUCCUCAGAGUCCCGCCGGAGGAGUUUGCUAGCCAGAUUACCCUGAUGGACCUGCCCGUGUUUCAAGCAAUUCAGCCAGACGAGCUAACGUCCUGCGCGUGGACCAACAAACACAAGCUGAUCAAGGCGCCAAAUGUUGUGGCAUUCACUCGACGCUUCAAUCAUGUAAAUUUUUGGGUCCAACGAGAAAUUUUAAACACACAGACGGACAAAACUCGUGCAGAAGUGCUAGCUCACUUUAUCAAGAUUGGGCGAAAACUUCUGGAGCUCAACAACCUUCAUGCUGUGAUGGCCGUGGUGUCUGCCUUACAGAGUGCAGCCAUAUUCAGGCUCUCCAAGACGUGGACUAUUUUGUCCAAGAAAGAUAAAUCUUCAUAUGAGAAAAUGGCGGACAUUUUCUCCGAAAAUAACAAUCGCCAGAAACUCCGAGAUUACAUGGAUAAUGUGAAACUCCCCUGCAUUCCUUAUUUGGGCCUAUACCUUACGGAUCUGAUAUACAUUGAUGUUGCUCACCCCCAUCACGGUGGCAUGGAGAGCCACAAUAGAAAACUGCAGAUGAACAACAUUCUAAGAGUGCUUGCAGAGUUGCAGCAGUCCACAUAUGAUCUAGAGUACAAAGAGCAUGUUCAGAAUUACCUGAAGUCUGUGAGAUAUAUAGAGGAGCUACAGAAGUUUGUGGAGGACGAUAAUUACAAGUUGUCAUUAAAAGUGGAGCCGCCUAUUUCGAGUCACUCAUUGUCAUCAUCUCGUGAGGACAUCAACAAGUGCCCCCCGUCCCCUACGGCUGAACCCCGCUAUACCCUCGGGGCUCUGACCCCAGGGCCAGGCAGCUCCGUGAAAUACCAGCAGGGAGGUCAUCGAAAGUCCAAAAGUCUUAGUGCCAAUGGUGAACCAGCCUCCCCACGUAAAGUAUGGCGCUGCUAUUGCCGCCAGUUGAUGUAUGAAAUGGACAUACACUGUCCUACAUGUUUUUCUUGCCCCAGUUUCCUCAGCUGUACGAGCGCGAAUGUGGAGCGAGCCAACAGUCUCCCGACCACAAGGUCCACCGCCCCGUACCUGAACGGUGUGCGUCACCUGCUGGAUGAUAGCGUACUUGAGGAAUCGUCGUGUGCAUCUAGCGAUGGGUCCAUCUCUAAACCAGGAGAAAGUGAAGAUCCAUCCGAAACCAGUUCUAUUGAGCCAGAAAACUUCUGGAUAAAUGACCACUCUCAGCGUGUCACGGAGUAUUCAGAGAAAGACUUCCAGCAGAGCUUCACGUGUCAGGGUUGUGUGAAACGGAAAACGGUGCUAAAGGAGGGUCGUAAGCCUGCAGUGACUCCAUGGUCAAGGUACUGGGUAGCCCUUUGGGGCACCAACAUUCUCUACUAUCCUGCCAAAGAUCUGAGGGGCUCACAGCGCCAUAAUUUUAAGACCAACCCGUCAAAAAUGACGUCAGUUGUUGGUUGGGUGGUAGUGCUGGGCGACAACCCUCAUCAGCCUGAUGCAUUCCAACUGACUGACGCAGCAAAAGUUACGGGAGACAACCCCCAUCAGCCUGAUGCAUUCCAACUGACUGACGCAGCAAAAGGUAAUACAUUAUCUACCUUGACUGUCAAUUUAUUAUUAGUAAUGGGAGACAACCCUCAUCAGCCUGAUGCAUUCCAGCUGACUGACGCAGCAAAAGGUAAUACAUUAUCUCCCUUUACUGUCAAUUUAUUAUUAGUUACGGGAGACAACCCCCAUCAGCCUGAUGCAUUCCAGCUGACUGACGCAGCAAAAGGUAAUACAUUAUCUACCUUUACUGUCAAUUUAUUAUUAGUUACGGGAGACAACCCCCAUCAGCCUGAUGCAUUCCAGCUGACUGACGCAGCAAAAGGUAAUACAUUAUCUACCUUUACUGUCAAUUUAUUAUUAGUUACGGGAGACAACCCCCAUCAGCCUGAUGCAUUCCAGCUGACUGACGCAGCAAAAGGAAACGUGUACAAGUUCCGGGCAGGCACACAAGCUAUGGCCCUUACAUGGUGCAGACACCUUAGUGAAGCUUCCAAAAAGUUCCAGUUAAAAGCACCCUCAAAUCUGAUGUCAUUUGACUGAAAAACUGUAAAGUCGAGAUUUCCAGCACUGCUUCACUGUGAUAUGGACUUACAAUUCUCAAUACUGAUAGGUCAGAAGAGAUCGUGUGAUCAUAGCUCUCAACACUGAUUGGUCUGAAAAGAUCAUUUGAUCAUAAUUCUCAACAGUGAUUGGUCAGAAGAGAUGAUGUGAUUAUAACUCUCUCAACACUAAUUGGUCAGAAGUGAUCAUGUGGUCAUAGCUCUCAAUUCUGAUAAGUCGGAAGAGUUUAUUGGACUAUCAACUCUCAACACUGAUUGGUCAGAAGAGAUCCUGUGAUAAGCUAGGUGAAUGAACAGUAUCAAAUUCCCAACAUUUAUUGGGUACUGACAUGGUCCUAUAAUCAUUUUGAGAUUUUAAGGCAUGUUUUGAGAUUAUGGAACUUUACAAUUCCACCCCCUCCUACCAAACUUGAAGCAAUUUUCUUGUAGGGUUUCUGUUGUAACACAUGUGCAUUUGUGGAAAUGAAAGUAAUUGAUGGCAGGUUAUGUUUUUUGUAAACAAAAGGCCAGUAUUUGAAGAGAAUCAAUAUGGGGUAGCAAUAUUUGUGUAUCCUUGGUUUUAAUUUGAACUGUUCAGUUUCAGAUUGAAGCUGAACAUACCUGUGUGUUAAAGGCUUUGAACAUCUGAACAAUGAUACAUGUUUCAAACCCUGUUGCUGAUUUGUUGUUUGAAGUCAUACAAAAUGAAGUACAAUGAUUAUCAGCCAUAAAAUAUGUAAAAAAACAACACUUUCGGUGCUUUAUUGUUUGUAAGCCAACAUUAAACCUUAUUUUAUGAGAUGUGCAAUAUAAUGCUUAGGUUAAAUUUUGCUAUAUAUGUGCUUCAAUGUUUGUGUGACUGAAAUAUUUGUGACAAUAAUGUUGAUAAUAUUGUUAGGCAUGGAUGUCAAAUUAAGCUGCUCCUAGGUGCUUGAACUGAGAAAAUUUCAAGCUUUUAAUAUUGGCAUAUUUUGUGUGUUGUUUUUCUAAGAUGGAUCCUUUCUUUCAGUUAAAUUCUUUGACCUCCUUUCAUGAAAAAAUUGCGUUGUGUAUCAUCUGUCAGUGUGAUAGGGAAGGUUGCAUUUAGCCAUUCCAAGUAUUUCUUGAUUGUUAAUUUUUUUUUUCGGCUGUUGAAAAAUCAAGUGACUAUAUGAAAAGAUAGAAACAAUUGUGCAACUGAAAAAAUACACUUGAAAACGUUGUCAGUUUUAAUAACAUGGACUUUAAAGAGAUUUAACAGAAAGCAUUAUUUGUAAAAUACGGAAAUAUUGAUUUACAUUGUUAUUUAAUGAAUUCUGAGUACCAUGCAUAAUACUUAUUAUUAACUUGAAAAACUUUGUGUUUUUUAAGAAUAUUUUAUACUUUGAUAUGUUAGUGACAAUCAUGUUUUAUGCAUUUUAUUCUGAAUGGUUUUGUUAUUGAUAACAGGUGUUGGUUAUGCAAUUAUUAUGCUGUUAAUUUAAUUUAAAUAGUCAUGCCAAAAUAUGGAUUAGUGUUUAUUUCAUGUAAAUUAUUCACCACUGAUAAGUUAAUUUCAGCUGAUGUAGUGUUUUCUAUAACAACUGUUUAAGUUAGAUACUUGGAAACUGUUGACACCAGGCACUAUUACUAUUAUAUGUUUAAAUGUUGUGCAAAUUUGUAUAUUAUUACAAAGCUGAAUAAUUCAUGAAAACCAAAAAGUGUUUACUUUUGGCCUAAAAUUAAAUGAUGGGUAUUUUUCUUCAGAAACAUGUCUUUUCUUUGUUUAGAACAUACCCCAAAUAAAUUAUUCUUGUAUCCAUAACUUCCAGUAAGAGAACAGAAGGUAAUGUUGUUCUUUCCACUCAAUAAGCUUAUUGUCACACCAUGGACAGGUAUACAUAUAUAUGACAAGUAAAGAUGCACAUAGACACUCCAGUGUCAAAUCCUGCUGCUAGUGACAGGUCAUUGAAACGGGGUAUAAUUCCCAAUUGCUCAUAAGUUUAUCAUGCUGUUAUCUUUCAAUUUGAAAACUUCAUAGAGUUUUAUGGCACUUCACUCCUCAAGACUUCUAAAUGCCAUACCAAAACAAGUGAUUUUUGCAAAAAUGUUUUUACACGUAAACAAUUUUUAUAAACAAAUUGAAUUGCGUUAAUAUUGGUCGGUUAAAAAAAUAGUUUGUGAUCCACUGUCAUAGCAUUGGGAAACAUGACCCCAUAAGGUUUGUAUUGCCAUUAUGCCUGUACUCAUUAAAUCACUAGUUAAACAGGGUAUUCAUUUUGAAGAAUGAAAAUUGUAUUUAUUUCUUGUAUCUUCUUCUUUGUACUAUUUAGCUUCGUUAAGUGUUAACUCAUAUCUCUGCAAUAUUUCUUGUAUGCUUUGAGCAAUAAUUGCUACAUUUGUCUUUUUUUUGUAGUCAAAAUAGUCGUUAUAAAAGGUAUUGACACAACAAUGUGUGAUUCCAUUAUUACUUUAGAAAUUAUGGUCAUUUCCUUCUAGAAUCAUCCAACAUUCUUUCUUCUGUAUAGUUUGGAAACUUUGCUCAUUGCAUGUCAUGUUUUUGUGCAAAUGUCUUUAAUUUGUGUGUCUAAAAAGGCAUUCCAAUUUUGAAAUUAUAAUAGUGAAAUAUAGGGGUUUUUUGUUUUCGAAAAAUUAUUAUAUUAAUUUGUCAUAUUUUUCUUGGGAUUUGGAUUUGUUAGUAUGUUAAAGUAAAAAUGUCCAUAUAGUGUCAACAUUCUUUUACAUUUAACUUUUUAUUGUGCCUUUGUACGCUUAUCAAAAGUUUCCGUUUAAAACUUUAAGCCGACAAAACACUGUUUAUUUGUGCAAAUUAAUAAAUGCUGUUAUUAUCUAUUAUUUCACAACAGGUAAUAUUGCAUCAAUUACUAGGGUUCGGGUUGGUUGAUGUUCUACAAUGUGUAGAAGGCAGAAUCAUGUAAAAGUAUUAUCUGUAUGUUGUUUGCCCAACCUGUAAUUUUAAUUGACUUAAAUAGUUAAGUAACCAAAUAUUUUACAAGCAUAAUGCAUAUAUUAAAAUUGUAUAAAAGUAUAGAAUACAUGUUAACGUCUUUUGUAACAAUUCUUGAAGGAAUAUAGAACUUGUUGUUAUAUAUUUUACGAUGUCAACUAUGUAACAUUUUUAUUUUCUAUGGGUGGCAUAACUUUCUUGUUCAUGUAUUUUCCUCCGUACGUUCAUAGCCAUAAGCCGAGUUUUUGCAAUUCAUAAAAAAUAAAAUAAUAUUACCAAA